Messenger RNA from Chinchilla lanigera (long-tailed chinchilla), 1053 nucleotides. It is a transcript of the gene Atoh1, whose product is annotated as atonal bHLH transcription factor 1. Bases 1 to 1053 code for a protein of 350 amino acids. The transcript has a single exon. Lineage: Eukaryota; Metazoa; Chordata; Mammalia; Rodentia; Chinchillidae. Gene Ontology annotation, molecular function: protein dimerization activity. The record is from RefSeq and is a predicted model, not a curated record.
AUGUCCCGCCUGCUGCACGCGGAAGAGUGGGCCGAAGUGAAGGAGGUGGGGGACCACCACCGCCAUCCCCAGGCCCACCACCUCUCGCAGGCCGCGCCGCAGGCCCCUGCCAGCCUGCAGGCGAGGGAGCACCCGGUGUAUCCGGCCGAGCUGUCCCUCCUGGACGGCACCGACCCACGCGCCUGGCUGGCGCCCUCUUUGCAAGGCAUCUGCACGGCGCGCGCCGCCCAGUACCUGCUGCACUCGCCCGAGCUGGGCGCCCACGAGGCCGCGGCGCCCCUGGAGGAGGCGGACAGCCGGGGGGAGCUGGGAAGGAGGACCGGCGGCGGCCUCAGCAAGAGCCCGGGGCCGGUGAAAGUGCGGGAACAGUUGUGCAAGCUGAAAGGCGGCGUGGUGGUGGACGAGCUGGGCUGUAGCCGCCAGCGAGCCCCCUCCAGCAAGCAGGUGAAUGGGGUGCAGAAGCAGCGGAGGCUGGCGGCUAAUGCCCGGGAGCGGCGAAGGAUGCACGGUCUGAACCACGCCUUCGACCAGCUGCGCAAUGUUAUCCCGUCCUUCAACAACGACAAGAAGCUGUCCAAAUAUGAGACGCUGCAGAUGGCCCAGAUUUACAUCAACGCGUUGUCCGAGCUGCUGCAAACGCCCAGCGGCGGGGAGCAGCCCCCCCCGCCGCCAGCCUCCUGUAAGGGUGACCACCACCACCUCCGCGCCGCGGCCUCCUAUGAGGGCGGCGCGGGCCCCGCCGCAGCCACAGGGGCGCAGCCGGGCUCGGGAGCCGGCCCGCGCCCUGCCCCGCCCGGGAGCUGCCGGACUCGCUUCGCCGCCCCAACCCCCGCGGGAGGUUACUCUGUGCCGCUGGACGCUUUGCACUUCGCGCCUUUCGAGGACGGCGCCCUGACCGCGAUGAUGGGGCCCAAGAACUUAUCGCCCUCGCUGCCGGGGGGCAUCCUGCAGCCGGGGCCCGAGGACGCUAGCAAAACCUCGCCCCGGUCGCACAGAAGCGACGGGGAGUUUUCCCCCCACUCCCAUUACAGUGACUCGGACGAGGCCAGUUAG